Molecule: messenger RNA, 5901 nt
Organism: Tympanuchus pallidicinctus (lesser prairie-chicken)
Lineage: Eukaryota; Metazoa; Chordata; Aves; Galliformes; Phasianidae
Product: V-type proton ATPase subunit S1-like protein
Exons: 8
Coding region: 4466-5536 (356 amino acids)
Cellular component (GO): proton-transporting V-type ATPase complex
Source: RefSeq, a predicted model, not a curated record
UUUGGGUUUGUGCAGAGCCGGCGGUGGUCGUUAGGGAGCCCCGGUCCGAUAGUUUAAAGAGAUUAAAUUCGUAAGGAUGUUUUAAAGUCUUACAGAGGAUCAGGACUAAUUAAGUGUAUAAAAGCCGUUAGGAAGGAAAUUGUGACGGAGCGUACUGAAGCAAACGAUGGCCUUCGAUGCGUUAUUAAGGGAAUUGCUCGGUAACGCGCCAAGGCUUAGGUGUCAUCUGCGACGGGGACGCAGAGCUGCGCCGCCUCUUCCCGAGGAGCUGGCGACCGCCCGGCCCCAAGGGGGCGCUGUGAGCUCGCCGGCUCGCGGGCGGGCGCCGCCAUUUUGCCGCUGUGAAUAGGCGGGGGGAGGCCCCCGUGUGCCUGGCGCCUUUGUGCUCCGCGGCGUGCUCGCGGGGAGCUGAGGGUCCGUUCCGCUUGCUCCAUGCGCUAGGGUGUGGGGACUUCCCUUCGCCGUGGUAGAUCAGUGCUGUGGCACAGACUGCUCUAUUUUUUUUUUUUCUUUUUUUUUUUUUCACCCCCGUAUACUCAUAGGAUCGUAGAGUGACUUGGAUUGGAAGACGUGUUAGAGCCCACUCAGUUCCAACUCUUCGUUGUGGGCACGUUGCCCUCCCCCCAGAUGAGGCUGCCCAGGACCCCAUCCAACCUGAGGCCUUUAGGGGUGGGGUGCCAUAGCCCCAUGGCAGCUGUGCCAGGGCCUCAGCACUCUCACUGUGGAGUUUUCUCAUAAGAUCUAACCUAAUCUGUAAUCGCUGUGUGGUGUAGAUUGUUGAAAAGCACAUAGGCAAAUUAGUUGCCAAGAGGAGAUUUUGCUGAAACUGGGAUAAACUCUAGAUAAAGGUAAUUUUUUUGCCCAUACUUUUGUUGUAUUUCAGGAAUCAAUCCAUUGUAGCUGUUUGUGAAUCAGAGGAACACCUUAUCUUAGUCUACAAAAAUACUAAUGGUUUCUGCAGUGUUUGUACAGUUGCUUAUAUGUCAUACUUCAUUAUUUUGUUAGGCGUGUUACUUUAAAAAGCUGUUCUGAUCACAGUGACCUGAUACGUCAUCUGAAGGUAAACUGUGUUGAAAAUAAAUUGUGCCAUUGUCUGCCUGAGGAGAUGCCCUCCGACGAGAUAAAUUACCCAUGUUUAAAAUUAUGUGUGCACUCUCGUUCGUUGCAUGCAAACUCACUGCGUACAUAAUCACUGCAGCAUGAGGCAGAACAGCUGUCAUCUCUAGGCCUCCAUCAACAUUUAUGUAAUCAUCUUCUUUGACAGAAGGCUUGCUGAACUGUGGUGACACACUUGGGGGUGUGUGGAAGGCCAGGAAUGCUGAUUGGCUUACCUAUCGGUCUUUGAUUUUUUUGCUUCACAACCCACAUGAAACUCUGAAUCCUUCUCUGCAUUGCCAACUGCUUUCUUAACUACCUUUUCUGCAAGAUAAAUCCCAAACAAUAAGAGCAGUAAGAGCAGAUCCAAAAAGAGGCACAAUGAGAUCUGUGUCUUCCCUCUGACUGCUAUUCAUUUUGCAGCAGAGGUGUUUGAAAUACCACGUUGCUAAGAAAUAAAUGAGUGAUAGCAGCUUAAUCAUCCCAAGGAGAAGUUUUGCUUGAAGAGUAAUCCUAAGCAGUAUCUUAUUGUCAGAUGGAGAAAUCAUGACAAUAAAACAGUAUUUUAUUUUUCUUAUUUGAAAUAGUAGCCAGUCAGCCCACCAUAGUCCUUCUUGCGAGAUGCAGACAAAACCGUUAUUGUUAUUCCCCUAGGAAGUUUGUUGGAUGCAUUUAUGGAACUGAAUGCAACCUUGUGUGUUCCAUAAAACAGAAUUUGGGUUUUGCACAUGAUCCCUUGUUCACCCUUUGUCCACUGAGUAUGUAUAUAUUUGCAGAUUAAGGUACAUUUGAUUAAGCUUUGCUUGUCUGUGUGAUUUCAACAUAAAACAUGCAAAUAUACACAGUAGCUUGUCAACCAAAUCACAAGAGCUCAUCUAAUCAAGACUCCUGCAUAGAGGCUCCAUUCAAAAAGUUUCCUUUACAGGCUUCAUAGAAAUUUUGUUGCAGAGUUGGAUGUUUGUCAUAAUUCUUCACCGGAACAAAGUGUAUGCAUAGGAUGGCUUCUUUGCUUUCAGUUUAGUCUUUUUUUUCUUGAAGUUCAACCAAAAGGAACCUUUUUAAGAAUAGCAUAGAAUGCUUUAUAUUAUCAGCAAAUGCCAAGAGGUAAGGAAAGACUUCUCUUCAUUCCUUCUCUCAGUUUGUCAAGUGAUGACUGCUAGUUAGUGAGUUCCUAUAAGCAUCUGCUAGUAGUAUGUAGUGAGAAAGUCAGAAUAUUUUCAUAUUGGUUUAACUAUGUUAGCGGUUUGGCAUUAUGUGUUCUAUUAGUUGUCUGAAAAGAACCUUAUGUCUGAGCACACUCAUAUGUACUUUUCUCCUCUCUCUGUGAAACAUGGACUGAAAAAGCAUUUUCUCUGUAAGAUUGGAAGCCCCACAGAAAUAUGCUGGCAGAAGAACAAUUAAAUAUACAUUCUGUUGACAGAGAAUGGACUUUUCAUUGAAUUCAGCCUAUAGAGAUUUAGUUUAGCUGUGGUCUGCCAAGUCUUGUUGAUACCAUUUUAUCUCCCUUUCUCACCUCAGAGGACACACAGUUUGUUAGUCUGUGCAGCAAGAAUUUGUAUUUCAGCAUUUUUCUUUCUUAGCAUUUGCUCCUGUACCAGUGAAAAAUGAACAUGUACAAAAUACCCACAUGUGUGAAAUCCAAGGUACAAAUAGGAAGACUGCAUUUUUAUUUAAAAACAAAACAAACAAGCAAAAAAAAAAAAAAAAAAAAAAAAAAAAAAAGCUAAAAAACUCAAAAACUUGUUUAAAAGGAACUAUGUUCAGGGAUACUAGAGAAUUUAACAUCCUUUAUUUUUUGUGGCUUACUAAUUUUUAGAAAUGUGUGUGACACUUCUGCCUCCUUUCAUGAUUUCAUAAAGUUCGCAGCCACUUCUCUUUACUGGUGUAUUUAUUCUGCAUUUGGCAUCAGAAAUUUCUGGUUUUUCAUGGAAAAUGUUGAGCUUAUUGUCCCUUGUUCAUUAUUUUUCACUGCUCUCACCUCAUUUUUCAUGUGAGGAUUCUCGUAAGUAUUUAGAUUCCACCUUAAAUUGGAUAGAAGCAGCAUGGCUCUGGACAAGCUGUUGAGAGAUUUUUAAGAUUAGUGAGUAGUCUCUGUAUCCCUGAAAGAGAAAUUAAGAUGGGAAAUCCUUUUGAAUAGUUGCAGUGCUAAAGCCCCUAUCUUAAUCUUGUAUCUGGAAUGCAAUAGACAGGAGCUCUUAAUCAGUGAAGUAGGUCUUAUUCUGUGAUCACAUCAGUGGGUAGCUUACAUUAGCUGCCACACAAGGCAUUAACGUGCCUUAAGGUUGGGUGUAGAUUGGGUAUUGGUUGGGUAUGGUGUAUGAACAUUAAUACACAGAUGCAUAAAGGCAGCUGUUGGCUGCAACUGGUUGUGGCUAUCUCCUGCCUGGUUAUUUAAGUGGACGUGGCUGCAAAUGUGAGCUGAGCGCUGGUCUGAACUGCCUCUCAAGACUGAUCUUUCAAGAGUGGGCUGCCGAUGCCGAAAGCUACACUAAAAAGGCAUUUCUGUCAGAGGUUUUUUCUCAAUUUGAUCACCAGUCGUAGCUGUGCUCAUGACUGAGGCCAGACCGAAUGUGAGCAGGUGGAAGAGCACGGUUUUGACAGUGGAUCCAGAAGAAAGCACCCUUACUUCAGCUUUCCCUGUGUAGAUGCUUUGAUUACAAGUUGCUGUUAGUGAGUUUAUGUAAAGAAAGCGCAUGGACGGUAGGUUUGAGAAAUCAUUGUGCCCUACCCUCCUCUUACCCCGCACAGAUAGAACUGCAGUCAUAGAACCAUAGAAUUAUUGAGGUUGGAAAAGACUACUGAGAUCAUUGAGUCCAACACUUCAGCCCAUCCGCGCCGUGCCCACGAACUGUGUCCAUCCACGCCAUGUCUCCAUGUUUCCUGAAGACUUCCAGGAACAGUGACUCCAACCACCACCCUGGGCAGCCUGUUCCAACGCCCAACCGCUCUUCCAGUGAGGGCAUUUUUCCUAAUGUCCAACUUGGAAGUCCGUUCUGUUGAGUCACAUGAGGACAGAGGUCUUGUAGAAGCAGGUGUCCUCGUCAGAACAACCUGAUCCAGCCUGUGCUACGUGUGGACCCUGGUGCCUCAGUCUGACAGUUCCCAAACGGAGGUGCUGUCAUUCUGUGGACAUCUGGCAAUACAUCUCGCACAUCCCAGUACAUUUUCCCCCCAAACCAAUGAUCUUUCGCAGGGACAUGGGCCGUGCCUGCUGUCGGUGCAUGCAGUCAGUGUACGUGUGAACACAGGAACACAGAGACUUUCUCCCGCCGGGUACCAGAGCAGAGACGGCUCUCGUUGGCUGCAUCUGCUGUCCAUCACACCGCCGGGCGUGCGGGGCCGCGCAGCCCUCCCCAGCCCAGAGGAGCGAAUGUGCUCGGUGUGGAGGCAUCGGCCCUUCUCCAUGGAAAGAAACGCCGCACUUAAGUUGUUCGUUCUGUUCUCGUGUCUGGGCUUCGCAGCAGCUGUGGAACAAACGCUAGCCACAGUGGAUGGCAGUUCACAUGUAGUUUCAGAUCAAGAUUCUCUGCAAAGAACUGGUCGACGCUAUGAUGGUGGUGUGAAGCCAAAAUUGAAUGUAAAUCAAGUGGCAAUUGCACAGGUUGUCAGCUACAACUUGAGCAGAAAGGAGCAGCUGGAAAGACCAUCCUGGAGGCCAUUCACCCCCAGCCACUACAGCCCUCUCAAUGUCACAGUUAAUGGCAUCCCUUGCAUUCUCUUCUGGGCCAAGAGGAUCAUGAUUAAGUUUGAAAACCACACACAGCUGGAUUUGACAGAGAAGACAUUUGGUGUCCAUGCAACAGUGGAUGUUGGAGAUUCAAACUGCAGUGAAGACAAUGCAAUGCUUUCUCUGAAGUUUGGUGAUAUUGGAAAUCUAAAGGGUCUUGUUAUUAGAUUGUUACUAACAACCAGCUAUUACCAGCUGUCUGUUCAGAACUGGUUCAGCUUACAGAGACUGCAGCUUAUUUACAACCACUCCGUACAAGCAACGUUUAAUGCAACAAGAAUAUAUGCACCAGCAAGUUACUCCUUCCACUGUGAACACGUGAGCAGCUUGCAGAGAUAUGAUGCCCUCCUGAUACCGAGCUCUGCAAAUGAUGUUUCAAAGCUCUGGGAAGUUACUUUCAUUGAUUUCCAGAUUCAAGGUUUUAACAUUCAAGAAGGACAUUUUGCCUAUGCCAAAGAUUGUGCAUCCUUUUUCUCUCCAGCAAUUCUUAUGGGGUUGGUUAUGUCGCUGAUUCUGCUGCUGGUUCUCGCCUAUACUCUUCAUAUGUUGAUCCACCUGAAGUCUCUUGACAGGCAUCAAGAGUGCAAAGCUUCUCCUGCUUAUUUUGCACAAAUGAAAGACAGUGACAUGGCAGAUGAGAAAGAGCCACUGAGAAGUAGUGGAAAUGAAUCCUAUGAACUUACAAGCCAGCAGUUUUGUAAAAUCUAUAUUUAGCAGCAUGUUGUAUCUGUCUCAGUGGAACAAUGAAAGUGGUAUUUUUUUUCUACUGGCCUCGUUCUGUGCAGUUUGUGCAAAUUUUUCACCAACCAAUGAAAAGAAAAAUAGAUAAUAGACUGUUUAUUUAAUUUAUCGUGUUAUUUAUUGAUAGCCAUCUCAAAGUUUCCUUUGAAAGCAGGACAAGAGAAAAAGAUUCCAGUGUGAAUAACAGAUACAAUGUGAUAGGAGUUUAUUACUGUAGUACAAGACCAAAAUGCAUACCUUUGCAGCCAGCUUACUGAUUUCUGAAGAGAAGAAUCACUAAUGGAAUUUUUUUGAAGUCAAAUAAAGAGAUAAAAAAUAAUAAAAAAAAAUCUCUUGGC